AUGGCGUCUUCUUCUUCUUCAUCCUCUCGUCUAACGAAGCAUCAAGUUUUCUUGAGCUUCAGAGGUGAAGACACACGCCUUAACUUCACCGCUCAUCUACUCCAAGCUUUAGAACACAAGGGAAUAUCCGUAUUCUUCGAUGAAAAGAAAUUGGAAAGAGGGGAACAACUUUCGCAAGCACUUUCGAAUGCAAUUGCAGCCUCGUACAUCUCACUAAUCGUUUUAUCUGAAGACUAUGCUUCUUCCAAGUCAUGCCUGGCUGAACUCUGUGACAUCAUGGAUGGCAAGCACAAUAAAAAACAUGCUGUUCUUCCCAUCUUUUACCAUGUUAAUCCUUCCCAUGUGCGACAUCUUGGUGGGACUUUCAAAACAUCCUUUGAAAAGCAUGAAUCAGAAGGGCUAAAACAAGUAGAGCAAUGGAAAAAAGCCUUUACCGAAGUCGGAAAAUUGAAAGGGUGGCAUAUAGCAUUCGACAGAUACUUAUUAUUUGCUAGACCUGAAACGGAGUACAUCAAGGAGAUUAUUGACGAUGUUACCAAAAAAUUGAGGAGUAGCUUGCCUAGUCCAAGCGUCUGUGACCAACUGAUUGGAACAGAUUAUCAGAAAAACUUGGUUUUGGGUCUAAUCCAAAAAGAAGAGAGUCGUGUAAUAGGACUAUGGGGACCCGGAGGCAUAGGCAAAACUACCCUUGCUGAUGUCGUAUUUCAUGAAAACUCUUCGAAGUUUGAAGAUCGUUAUUUUCUUCAAAACAUUAGAGAGAGCGCAGAAAAACAAGGGAUGAAAUCCAUACGAGAUGAACUACUUUCUAAACUAUUAAAUGAAAAUGAUCUUCGUAUAAGCACCCCUUCAAUAGGAUCCCCGUAUCGAGAGAGGCUGAACAGUAAAAUGGUGCUUGUUGUUCUCGAUGAUGUUAGUCACGCAAACCAAAUAGAUUUUUUGGGUAUUAGACAUUUUGGUCAUGGAAGUAAAAUCAUUCUAACAUCUAGAGAUAGACGAGUGCUUUACAACGGAGGAGCUAAGGAAAUAUAUGAGGUAAAGAAGUUAGAUGAGGAUCACUCUAUGCAACUUUUUUCUACAUUUGCGUUUAAACAGUUGAAUCCUGAUGGUGAUUUUGAAGAUCUAUCUAAUAAGUUUAUGGAGUAUUCCAAAGGCAAUCCUCUUGCUCUUAAGGUUUUGGGUUCUCAACUAUAUAAAAAGUCUAAACAGGAUUGGGAGAGCGAGUUGCAUAAGCUAAAGGAAUAUGGCCAACCAGAAAUUUUACAAAUUUUAAGGAGUAGUUUUGAGGGGUUGGGUAAACCAGAGAGGGAUAUAUUUCUUGACAUAGCAUGCUUCUUUAAAGGAGAAUCUAAGGAAGAUAUAGAAAAUGUUCUAAGUUGCGAGUACGAGGGUGCAGUGUGUGGAAUAAACAAAUUGCUCGAUAAAUGCCUACUUGAUAUUAGACCCUUUAAAAAAUCUUUUAUGAAUACAUUGCUUGCUAUUGAACCCUGUGAAAAAAUUUCUAUGCACGAUAUGCUUGAAGAGAUGGGCAAGAACAUUGUUUGUCAAGAAUCUAAAGACCCUGGAAACCGCAGUAGGUUAUGGAAUUUCAAAGACGUGAAUCAAGUGUUCAGAUAUAAUGAA
Hibiscus syriacus is the source of this 1620-nucleotide messenger RNA. Its product is annotated as disease resistance protein RUN1-like. The annotation marks the transcript as partial. The transcript is spliced from 2 exons. Gene Ontology annotation, molecular function: ADP binding. Lineage: Eukaryota; Viridiplantae; Streptophyta; Magnoliopsida; Malvales; Malvaceae. The record is from RefSeq and is a predicted model, not a curated record. Gene Ontology annotation, biological process: signal transduction; defense response.